This is a messenger RNA of Triticum turgidum subsp. durum (durum wheat), 816 nucleotides long. The record is from the annotation of a GenBank genome assembly. Lineage: Eukaryota; Viridiplantae; Streptophyta; Magnoliopsida; Poales; Poaceae.
AUGGCGGCGGCGGUGGACCUGGAGGAUGCGUUCGGCGCGGUCUUCGGCGAAGCCAAGCCGGAGGGCCACCCCACCGCGCGCCCCGUCCUCUUCCGCGCCCACGCCCGCUCCGCCGCCGCCCUCCGUGUCGUCGCCACCGACUGCCACUCCCUCGCCUGGGACUGCUCCCUCUCCGUCUCCGACCUCGACGACCUCAGAGACGAUGUUGGAAUCGGGGGCUCCUGGGCCGACUUUCUAGAUUAUCUCAAGUCCUCCUUGUCCUCCGGCGAGGUGAAGCUGCUCUUCGCCACCGACAAACUCCGCAAGUCAACCGGUUCUGAUGGUGCAAAGCUUGUGGCUACCAAGGCAAAGGGCCUGCCUCGCAUCACCAUUUCUCUCCAUAGUGUUACUGGCGCUACGACGAGUGAUAUCAUAGCCGAGUUCUCGCUAGCGCUCUAUGGAGCUUAUAGGACUGCACGGGAGCUUGUAUCCAAAGAACAAGAACAAAUGUCACAGCUGAUGGGAAAUCUGUCAACUGAAAGAGAAAAGAACGAAAUCAUGCAAAAACAACUCGAAUCUCUUUCUUUCCUAGACAAAAGAAAGGCAACAAAGCCAAAGCUGUUGGCUGAUCAGGUUCCAAGUGUGUCUGCUGUGACUCUGGUCUCUGACCAAGUUACAGCUCCUGUGCAGCAGCAAAUAUCAGUAGGGCAAGAGUGCGAGGAGCUCUGCUGCAAGAUAAUGAGGAUGAGGAUGACAACUGACAAAGAGUUAGAGAUGCUGAUAUCUUGGUUUAAGUUUGCUAUAUAUGUGAACUUACAAAGAGUGGCUUGUGGUUAA